This is a messenger RNA of Macroventuria anomochaeta, 1434 nucleotides long. Its product is annotated as WD40 repeat-like protein. NCBI's taxonomy places the organism in Eukaryota, Fungi, Ascomycota, Dothideomycetes, Pleosporales, Didymellaceae. The transcript is spliced from 5 exons. Gene Ontology annotation, cellular component: catalytic step 2 spliceosome. Gene Ontology annotation, molecular function: protein binding; RNA binding. Bases 58 to 1134 code for a protein of 358 amino acids. The record is from RefSeq and is a predicted model, not a curated record.
AUCGCAACAGCCCCCAGAAGCCCAUAUCGAGCCGCAAAGGAGCGCAUACCGUCCGAAAUGUCCCAAUCGAAACGCCCUGCGAACGACGCGUUCGGCUCGAACCAACUCGUCAAGCGCGCAAAGUCAGACGCGAACCUCGACAGCACCGCAGUUGCGAUAUCAAGUGGAACCGGGCAAAAUGGGGCGCUCAUACAAGCGGGACCGCGAGACGGCGCUCUUCAGUCGCCAGUCAUGGAAUUGACAGGCCAUUCUGGGGAGGUCUUCGCAGCACGAUUUGAUCCAACCGGCCGAUACAUUGCCUCAGGGUCAAUGGACCGUUCCAUCUUGCUCUGGCGAAGUUCUGGCGCAUGCGAAAACUACGGUGUCCUCAGUGGACACAAGCAAGCUGUACUAGACCUGCACUGGUCGCGAGACUCGAAAGUGCUGUUCUCUGCGUCAGCAGACAUGCACCUAGCAAGCUGGGACGUAGAGACUGGCGAGAGGAUACGAAGGCACCCCGGACAUGAAGAAGUGAUCAACUGCAUGGACGUCAGCAAGCGCGGCGAGGAGAUGCUUGUCAGUGGCUCGGACGACGGCUAUAUCGGCAUCUGGGACACAAGAACCAAAGACGCCGUAACUUUCAUUCCCACAGAUUUCCCAAUCACAGCGAUAUGCUUAGCGGAAGCCGGAAACGAGCUCUUCACAGGAGGAAUUGACAACGACAUCAAGGUCUGGGACCUACGAAAGCAAGCCGUCACAUACACACUCAUUGGUCACGCCGACACAGUGACCUCGCUUCAACUCUCUCCCGACAACCAGACACUGUUGUCAAAUGCACACGACUCAACAGUCAGAACAUGGGACGUCAGACCGUUCGCACCUGCGGACCGCCGCAUCAUGACCUUCGACGGAGCACCCACCGGACAAGAGCGCAACCUCCUCAAAGCAAGUUGGGAUUCAAAGGGUGAGAAGAUCGCAGCUGGUAGCGGAGACCAGAGUGUAGCUAUUUGGGAGGCGCGGACGGGCAAGCUUCUCAACAAGCUUCCCGGUCAUCGAGGCGCCGUGAACGAUGUACGCUUCCACCCGCUCGGUGAACCACUAUUGGUCUCCGCAUCGUCAGAUCGCACCCUUAUGGUUGGAGAGCUAGGAAGGUGAGAGUGUGGAAUCUGAAGCACUUGGCUACCGACUUUAGAAUUAGAAGCACCGCUUAACGCGUGGGGGGAGGAUCGAGGUGAGUCGAGCGGAGGAUCAGCUGCCCCGCGUGCACGUCACGGAGGCGUUGUUUACGUUGACAUUGGAUACGCCGGUGCGACGCUGGGAGGAAGAGAUUGAUCUCAGUCUCGGUCUCGUUGAGGCUGCAAGGAGAGCGAGCGUUGAGGGCGCGCCUUGGACGCAACGGAUUAAAGUGCACUGCAACGAAAACAAUGCAGUCAGGAAGAUAACCAAUACAAAGAC